CCCAUCUGCACUGCCCUCCUCGCCGUUUCGUUCGCACGUCGACCUUCGCCGGCUCGUCGUCGCCUUCACCGACUUCGCCCACCGUCGUCUCGCCUCACGCUACUUGGUCUGAUCAGCCAAUGUGCGUGAUCCACCCGGCUCCCGUGACGUCCGUCCUCGUACUGCGCGCCUCUUCCCCGAGUAUGGAGGGCUGCCGCUGCUUCGCCUCUUCGGGCAGCCGCGGCGCCACCUGUGGUCUCCUUCGCCGUUGCAUCCUCACCGCCGCCGACUACAUCCACGACCUCAUCGUUGACUUAUCGCUGCGCGUCCCGCGCAUUGUCUUCGUCAAGCUGUACGGGUUCUUCGCCAUCUCCUUCGAGCACCGCCGCCGCGCAAUCCGGAUCAUUCGGCCUUGUGCUGGAAAAUCUGGGUUCCCUUCCUCACUUCGUCUAGCACAACCACGUCGCCAGCGUCGCCAUCUCGUCCCCGACUACUUCGUCUACUCCAGCAACAGCAGGCGUUGGCACCUUCUACCUCGCCUUCUUCUGCGCCUGCGACCGCCAUGGAGGCCUUCUCUGCUGGUCGCCCUCGGCGACGGCGUCUGGUUGUGCAUCUUCCCUUGCACGUCCGGUAUUGGCAACACCAGUGCGUGCCCAUCGUCCCCGAUGGGUUCCCAAGUCUGGCAAACUCGGGCAUGUGUCGCCCGAUGA
Molecule: messenger RNA, 689 nt
Organism: Panicum virgatum (switchgrass)
Lineage: Eukaryota; Viridiplantae; Streptophyta; Magnoliopsida; Poales; Poaceae
Exons: 2
Coding region: 120-689 (189 amino acids)
Source: RefSeq, a predicted model, not a curated record